CGGCGCAGGGCAGACAUGGUGGGAGAAAAUCAAACAAGAUGACCGCACUCGUCGUGGACGAUAACAUGGUCAACCGAACGAUUCACCACCAGCUUUUGGACAACCUCGGCAUCGAGAAUGUAGCCGUAGGCAACGGGAAAGAAGCCGUCGAUAUCCACUGUUCCGGGAAGGCGUUCGACCUCAUCUUAAUGGACAUGGAUAUGCCUAUCAUGAAUGGCAUUGAGGCAACGAGGAAGCUUCGUGAAAUGGGAAUUCGGAGCAUGAUCGCCGGCGUGUCGACGCGAUCGAUGGAACAAGAAAUACGAGAAUUCAUCGAGGCUGGUCUAGAUGAUUACCAGGAGAAGCCAUUGACAGUGUCUAAGCUUAUUUCUAUUAUCCGUAAGAUCAACUGA
This is a messenger RNA of Hibiscus syriacus, 392 nucleotides long. RefSeq names its product two-component response regulator 24-like. NCBI's taxonomy places the organism in Eukaryota, Viridiplantae, Streptophyta, Magnoliopsida, Malvales, Malvaceae. The transcript is spliced from 2 exons. The record is from RefSeq and is a predicted model, not a curated record. Bases 39 to 392 code for a protein of 117 amino acids. Gene Ontology annotation, biological process: phosphorelay signal transduction system.